Molecule: messenger RNA, 2216 nt
Organism: Arvicanthis niloticus (Nile rat)
Lineage: Eukaryota; Metazoa; Chordata; Mammalia; Rodentia; Muridae
Gene: Sox7
Product: SRY-box transcription factor 7
Biological process (GO): positive regulation of transcription by RNA polymerase II; cell differentiation
Cellular component (GO): nucleus
Molecular function (GO): DNA-binding transcription activator activity, RNA polymerase II-specific; RNA polymerase II cis-regulatory region sequence-specific DNA binding
Source: RefSeq, a predicted model, not a curated record
GUUGGACGUCGCGACCCGAGCGAGGGCCAGGUCAGCGCCGGCCCUACGAGGCGAAGCCAAGUGUCCCGCGUUCAGCCAUGGCCUCUCUGCUGGGCGCCUACCCGUGGACCGAGGGACUGGAGUGUCCCGCCCUGGAAGCCGAGCUGUCGGAUGGGCUGUCGCCGCCCGCUGUCCCCCGACCUUCAGGAGACAAGGGUUCGGAGAGCCGGAUCCGGCGGCCCAUGAAUGCCUUCAUGGUGUGGGCCAAGGAUGAGAGGAAACGUCUGGCAGUGCAGAACCCGGACCUGCACAACGCGGAGCUCAGCAAGAUGCUAGGAAAGUCAUGGAAGGCGCUGACACUGUCACAGAAGAGGCCCUACGUGGAUGAGGCAGAGCGGCUACGCUUGCAGCACAUGCAGGAUUACCCCAACUACAAGUACCGGCCCCGCAGGAAGAAACAAGGCAAGCGCCUCUGCAAGCGUGUGGACCCUGGCUUCCUCCUGAGCUCCCUCUCUCGUGACCAGAACACGCUGCCUGAGAAAAACGGCAUUGGCAGGGGGGCCCUGGGGGAGAAGGAGGACAGGGGUGAGUACUCCCCAGGUGCCACCUUGCCUGGACUGCACAGUUGCUACCGCGAAGGUGCAGCUGCUGCCCCUGGUAGUGUGGACGCAUAUCCCUACGGGCUGCCCACACCCCCAGAGAUGUCACCCCUGGAUGCACUGGAGCCGGAGCAGACCUUCUUCUCGUCCUCAUGUCAGGAGGAGCAUGGCCACCCCCAUCACCUCUCCCGUCUACCAGGGCCCCCUUACUCACCGGAGUUCACACCUAGUCCCCUUCACUGCACCCACCCUCUAGGUUCUUUGGCCCUUGGGCAAUCCCCAGGGGUCUCUAUGAUGUCCUCUGUUCCUGGAUGUCCCCCAUCUCCAGCCUACUACUCCCAUGCCACCUACCACCCUCUCCACCCCAACCUCCAGGCCCACCUGGGCCAGUUGUCUCCGCCUCCUGAGCACCCUGGCUUUGACACCUUGGAUCAGCUAAGCCAGGUGGAACUUCUGGGGGACAUGGAUCGCAAUGAAUUUGACCAGUAUUUGAACACUCCCGGCCACCCUGACUCUGCUGCAGGAGUAGGAACCCUCACUGGGCAUGCCCCACUCUCCCAGGGAACUCCAACAGGCCCUACAGAGACCAGCCUCAUCUCUGUCCUGGCUGAUGCCACGGCCACAUAUUACAACAGCUACAGUGUGUCAUAGAGCUGGAGGGAUGGAGCCGGGCCCAGUCCUGCCAUCCUCUCCUCCCUAUGAAGCACUGAGCAGAGCAGAAAUUGUAGUGAUACCACUCCUUGGUGGCAGGAGGUGAAAACUGCUGUCCCAGAGCCUUCGGUCAAAAGCCAGGAUCCUGCGCCCCUUCUGUCCCUUCAAAUGUGUUUUGUUGGCUUCACCCUGUAAGCACAGACUUGGGAGCUGUAUGCGAUAGGACUUUCUAGACACUUUAUACCAUCAGUGUAGCUGAUGGAGAGAAGCCUAGUGCACUGGAGCUCCUGCUUUUGGUGUAGCUACUUCUGAUCUGUGGUGCUCCCAGUGAGAAGGACCCUGGGCCUGGGGUCCAUCUCAGUUCAGUCUCUAACUGGCAAUACCCCGUUCUGUCUUGACUAGCCCUGACUGUUCUCUCUUGUACAGUGGGGGUGGCUUCAUAGUCAAGCUCUUGCUCUAUGGAUCUCCAAGUUAUAGCCCUCUCAAGGCCAAGGAAAGUGUAACCUCAGUAAUGGGCAGCCUCGCAGGGACUUCAUGUGCACUGACUGCCCAAGGACCCAGGCUUUCUGGUUUCCUAUAACUCCAUCCACAGCCAUCCUAGAUUUCCAAAGGAACUCCUCCAGUUGAGAAAAAUAUUCACCCUUGGGCUGGCAAGAUGGCGUGGAAUAUCUCAGUGGGUAAAAGUGCCUGCUGUUAAGUCUGAUGACCUAGGUUCUAUCCCUGGAACUUACAUGGUGGAAGAAGAGAACUGACUCCUGCAAGUUGUAUUCUGACCUCUGAAUGCAUGUGUGCCCCUGCAUUAUAUGUAUGCUUGAGCAUGCUCUCAUGUGCGUGUGUGUGCGCACACGCGCACACACACGCACAUACACAAUGUAAUUUUUUUUAAAGGAAAACAUGUACCCUGGUUCAGGAAAUUAAUUAGUAUGUUCAACUGCUUCCCCGAAAGCAAAAUCAGAUUCAAACUUGUUGUUUUGCUGUGUUUUGUUC